Molecule: messenger RNA, 579 nt
Organism: Aspergillus mulundensis
Lineage: Eukaryota; Fungi; Ascomycota; Eurotiomycetes; Eurotiales; Aspergillaceae
Gene: sec11
Product: signal peptidase complex catalytic subunit SEC11
Exons: 3
Coding region: 1-579 (192 amino acids)
Cellular component (GO): signal peptidase complex; membrane
Molecular function (GO): serine-type endopeptidase activity
Source: RefSeq, a predicted model, not a curated record
AUGCUAUCCUUCCUAUCCUCGAACCUGUCGAAUACGCGGCAAUCACUGGCGCAGGUGCUCAACUUUGCGCUCGUUCUGUCAACAGCAUUCAUGCUCUGGAAGGGCCUGUCCGUCGUCACGGCGUCCUCGUCCCCGAUCGUCGUCGUGCUCUCAGGAUCCAUGGAGCCAGCAUUCCAGCGCGGCGACCUCUUAUUCCUCUGGAACCGCACCCCCCGCGCCGAAGUCGGCGAGAUCGUGGUCUACAAUGUGAAGGGCAAGGACAUCCCGAUCGUGCACCGUGUCGUGCGCACAUUCCCCGAGGUAGAGGGAAAGAAGGAAAAGACGGUGAAGGAGGUGACCGUGUCAUCGCCGACUCCCCCGAACAUGCUGCUCACCAAGGGCGAUAACAACCUUGCGGACGAUACGGAGCUAUAUGCGCGCGGCCAGGAAUUCUUGCACCGCGAGGAGGAUAUCGUAGGGAGCGUGAGGGGGUACAUGCCCAUGGUUGGAUACGUGACGAUUAUGCUGAGCGAGCAUCCGUGGCUGAAGAGCGUUUUGCUGGGAAUCAUGGGGUUGAUGGUUAUACUGCAAAGGGAGUAG